AGUCCAAUCUCUUUCUUUCUUCUCACAUGACCGACCAACCAAUUUUAAAACUAUCUAUUGCUUAGUUCUGAACUAUCGCUUCCCACCUCCAACCCAACGCACACGCACUGAUUUCUUCAUUCUUGGAUUGGAUUCCGUGACCGCCGUUGGCGGUGGACAUACAUCCCCACCUCACUUUCCUAGAAUAUUACACCCUUUCUUGGGUUCAUGGAAACAGGCAACAACGCCAAUAAGUUGCAGAAGAAGCACAAAUGGUUCCUUUUGUUAAUCUUUUCUCUCUUAUUCUCUACUCUUUUGAUUCUUAUUACGAUUACUUCUUCAUCCACUUCUACCCAGUUUCUCUUUCGCCGCCAGCGUGGGAACACUAAUCAUCUCCGCCCUCGGUUUCCGCUUUUUGUGGAAUCUAAGUUGCCUAAGCCUGUGGUUUCAGAAAGAACAAUACCUCGUCUCGCGUAUUUGAUAUCUGGGUCUGCAGGGGAUGGAGUGAGCAUGAAGAGAACGCUGAAAGUGUUGUAUCAUCCGAGGAAUCAGUAUGCUUUGCAUUUGGACUUGGAGGCGGCGGCGGAGGAGAGGUUGGACCUGAUGAUGUGGGUGAGAAGCCAAAAGCUUUUUAAGGAGGUGGGGAAUGUGAGAGUGGUUGUCAGGUCUAAUUUGGUGACUUAUAGAGGUCCUACUAUGGUUAGUAAUACCCUUCAUGCUGCGGCCAUUUUGUUAAGAGAUGGUGGGGACUGGGAUUGGUUUAUCAAUUUGAGUGCUUCCGAUUAUCCCUUGCUCACUCAAGAUGAUCUGCUUCAAACUUUGUCUACCAUUCCAAGAAACCUUAAUUUUAUUGAGCACACCAGUGACAUUGGUUGGAAGGAGUAUCAGAGGGCCAAGCCUGUUAUAAUUGAUCCAGGGUUGUAUAGCCUGCAAAAGUCAGAUGUUUAUUGGGUACCAGAGAAAAGGAGUGUGCCAACAGCAUAUAAGCUGUUUACAGGUUCUGCUUGGAUGAUGCUUUCCCGACCUUUUAUGGAAUAUUGCCUAUGGGGUUGGGACAAUCUCCCAAGGAUAGUCCUCAUGUAUUAUGCGAACUUCCUCUCUUCUCCUGAGGGGUAUUUCCACACAGUGAUCUGCAAUGCUGAGGAGUUCAAGAACACUACUGUUAACCAUGAUCUUCACUUCAUAUCUUGGGACAACCCACCGAAGCAACACCCACAUUUUCUCACUGUUGAUGACUACCAGAGGAUGGUUGACAGCAAUGCUCCAUUUGCAAGGAAAUUUGGCAAGAAUGACCCGGUUCUUGACAAGAUUGAUUCUGAGAUUUUGGGUCGCAUGGCUGAUGGGUUUGUACCAGGUGGGUGGUUCAGCAAUGAAGGAGAUGCAAAUGGGACCAUCCCUGAUAAUAUCAAAACAAACACUACUGAACUUAAGCCUGGUCCUGGUGCUCAAAGGCUCAAGCAUCUGAUCACCAAUCUUUUGUCUGCAGAAAAUUUUCACUCAACUCACUGCAUCUGACUUGGUGAUAUUCUGAUGUCCAGAGAAACAAUGACGCAGAAAGGCACCAUUUUUACUUUGUCAUUGAUGGAUCCUUUCCAUUGGUAACAGAAGACUGCUAAUGGGACAAAUAACAAGACUAUAGGAACAAAUGGGUGAAGGAAAACAAUGUGUCGUCUGAAGUACAUGUUAUACACAUAUUUUUGUAGCUAAAUAUACCUGGAUAGGCCAAAUGUAUAUCAUUUAUAAAAUGUCAGCCAUUCAUGCUUUAUCAAUUAAUUUGAUCAUUCUAA
This is a messenger RNA of Hevea brasiliensis (rubber tree), 1766 nucleotides long. RefSeq names its product beta-glucuronosyltransferase GlcAT14B. The transcript has 4 exons. Gene Ontology annotation, cellular component: membrane. NCBI's taxonomy places the organism in Eukaryota, Viridiplantae, Streptophyta, Magnoliopsida, Malpighiales, Euphorbiaceae. Gene Ontology annotation, molecular function: glucuronosyltransferase activity. The record is from RefSeq and is a predicted model, not a curated record. Bases 208 to 1494 code for a protein of 428 amino acids.